Molecule: messenger RNA, 2490 nt
Organism: Leishmania braziliensis MHOM/BR/75/M2904
Lineage: Eukaryota; Euglenozoa; Kinetoplastea; Trypanosomatida; Trypanosomatidae
Exons: 1
Coding region: 1-2490 (829 amino acids)
Molecular function (GO): coenzyme A diphosphatase activity
Source: RefSeq, a predicted model, not a curated record
AUGCCAUUAGGCAUACCCAGUGUGGACCUGGCGUUGCUGACGCACGUGACGCAGCGCCUCGCGGAGUGUCGUCUGCACGCGUAUCGCCCAGGCAGUCACCGCUCUGCCGCCGCGCUGGUGUUGCGCUUUGAUGAUGACACGCAACGAACUCUCACAAGGGAAUUGAGCACCUUCAGGGCCGCCACUGCGCGGCGCGCGUGCGCAGGUUCUGAUGCGACCGAAACAAAGGCCUCAGGUGCAGCGUCGUCCUCACGUGGUAGCGGACUCAGCUCGUCGUUCUUCUCCAGCGCUGCCACCUCUGCCGCUUCAUCUGCUUCAAUGACGCGUGACUUAACAAGGGAUGGCCUCACUGAGCCGUUGGAGUUCUUUAGGUAUCUGGAGCAUCACCACCACUUUCAUCACCACUUGGUUGACUUCGCCGACACCGAUGCCCCAUCUUCCCUGCAGCUGCUCUUUCUGAAGCGACCGAGCAUGGAGGCGAGGUGGUGGAGCGGACAGAUUGUCUUCCCAGGCGGACGCCGAGACCCAGACGACCACGACGACUUCGAUACGGUUUGCCGCGGAACCUACGAGAAGAUCGGGUUUCCACUGCAGCACCAUCGAGAGUUUCUGUGCCUCGGGCGGUUGCCAGACUACCGGCUGCACGGUCGCCUCGGCAGCAGCCGCAGCUUCGUGCAGGCGCGCUUCGUGUUUCUGCACGUGGGUGACAUCACACCAACCGUGCAGCUGGCCACACACGAGGUGGAGAGUGCGCGGUGGGUACCGCUUCGGGUUCUGACCGCGGCGCAUGUGCGGCGCGGGCGUGUAGUGCACCCGCUCCAGAGCUUCGUGAACCCGCAAGACGCAGAUGCGCGACUGCUGCUGGGAGAGGUGUUCCCAAACACCUUCUUGUCCUUUCCAAGUUCUCUGCUGCCCGGCACACCAGUGUUGUCCUCUUCCUCUUCUUCCUCCUCUUCUCCUUCUCCUACCACCGCCGAUGGCACUGAGGCGGACAGGAAUGGGUGCAGAGACGGUCGUGGGAGGUCGAGGACGCGCGAGGAUGCCUCGUCAGCCUCCCCUCAGUCUCCACCAUGGCAUGUGUGGGGUCUCACGUUGCGCACUGCGAACGAGCUUCUGGCGUUGGGCAAUCGCCAAACCUUCGACUGGCCCCUCGUCGAGUCGAACAGCCGCCUCCUGCAAUACGGGGCGCUUUUCCCCAUUCACGGCUACUACGAGCUCCUCUAUCAACUCUACUGGUGGCGGACGUGGAUGUUGGCAAAGAUGCGCUUGCGCCGCCGUGGUGACUCCGUUUCGGGUCGAUGCGGAGCGAGCACCAGUGAUGAACAGCAUGGCAGUAGGGCACUGAACAGCUUACGAAGCGAGUCGCUCUUGUCGAAGCCACUGUCACCCCUCUCGAGGGAGCAGCAGUGGUGGCGGUGCGUGCGUUACGACUCUUCUAUGGAGCGACGGUACGCGGUUCUUCCUGCGUCUGCUGAUGCGCUGCUCUUCGCUGUCCCUGAGACGCCCGCCACGGAGCACGUUGUGAGCUUUGCGGCUCUGUUGAGUAUCGUCGUGGUUGUGCUGUACACCGUGGCGGCACUGAUCGUGAGCGCAUGCGCUGCAGCCGGUGCAGCGCUCGGCCUAGAAGUGAUCCUGAACCGCGAGGCACGGCGUCGCGCUGCUAGUGGCGCUGCAGAUCUGGGGUCUCCCGAGAAUGCGGCCGCAGGCAGUAGUGCUGUGAGCUCUGCUGUGGAUGACGCCGCACCGUAUGGUGAGUUGGGCAUCUCCCGCUCUUGGUGGCCUCGGUGGCUGCGUGACGAUCGUGCCCCGCAUUGGGGUACUACCGCCGAAGAGGUCGUGCCCUCUGCGGAGCUGCGUAGUUCCACCGAGGCUCUGCAUGAGGAACCGUGCCUCCGCGGCGAAAGUGCUGUGCCACCCGAAAUGGUGGACUGGGCUCGAGUGGCGGCAGAGAUGGCAGCCGUGCCGCAACAACUCACAGGUGAGACUUUGACAGAGAUGCACCCCACACCUUCUGACGCUGGUGUAGGCGCAGAGACUCGCACCGUGAGCCCUUCACAGGUAACGAUGACAACCCCGCAUCUCACAACGUUCUCCGCCACCUCGACAGCCUCAGUAGGCACAAAUCGAGAGCGCGGCAGCGUUGGCGACGAAUGGGCGACUGGAAAAGAGCGAGGCGAAGUUAGGCCUGUCACCGUUGGUGUCGCUGUGCCGGCAGAAAUCCACGUAGCAGCUGCUGCGGCGGAGGAUGUGUCGGCGUUAAGCUACGAUGAGGAGCUGGAGGCGAUUAUGCAUCGCUAUCGUCCCGAGGUCAGCGCAAGCCAGUCGGAUGUGUUUCUCUCUCACGUGGGGCAGGCUCUGGAUGGGCAUUCCACUGCCAGUAUGCUUCGUAGUAGGGCUGAGGUAGAGGUAGCCGCUGAGUCUCGCUCUGACACUACUCCGGCGUCGUAUCACAGAGGAGCAGGAUCAACAGAGGAAGGCAACGCUGGCUAA